Molecule: messenger RNA, 1389 nt
Organism: Schistocerca cancellata (South American locust)
Lineage: Eukaryota; Metazoa; Arthropoda; Insecta; Orthoptera; Acrididae
Exons: 3
Coding region: 85-918 (277 amino acids)
Source: RefSeq, a predicted model, not a curated record
UCUUCUGUUCACUGCAAUGCGACUUGUUACCACGCGGAGCGCCAGCAUCGCUGGAGCGUUCUGUCAUCUUUUGUGUUUAUAAACAUGGCUGCUAAAUACAAUUGGUGUGUGGCGUCUACCACAAAAUUAAUAGAGAUGUAUGAAGCGGAUGAGGCACUUUAUAAUGUGAGGCACCCUGAUUACAAAAAUAGAUUGAGAAGAUUGGAGAGCUAUAAAAAUAUAGCGGAGGUCAUUAGCCGUGACAUACGGCCUGGCUGUACGGUAGAAGACAUUAAGAGGAAGAUCAAUGGCCUCCGUACUAGCUACGCGUGCGAGAAAGCAAAAAUGCAUAAAAGCAAAAGUGGAGCCAGUGCGCAGGCGGCGUACACACCACAAGUGUACUGGUUCCAGAUGCUUAAAUUCCUCGACCAGUCUACUGAGGCCGACGAUAGUUUGUGCAACCUGGAGAGCCCUGAAAGUGAAACGGGAAGUGAACGUGCCACUCCGACAUAUGAGGAGAUGAGUGCGCAUGCGGUACAAGAGCCUGUCGCAUGUAGCGAGGCUCAGCCACAGCCCCUGCGUCAAGAGCGGCCUCCCACGAAAAGGAGGAGAGCCACGCCUGACGUGGCCACAAAUGUAAUGGUGGAGGCCACCAAGACACUUCAGGCUGUGGCUGAUGCUGCCAGAUCCAUGCCUGUCCAAGAAGACCGCUACGGCACCCUUGGCGCCCACAUCGCAGCAGAACUGCGUGAAAUGGAGAAGGUGGGCGGCAGGGAAUACACCACUGUCACUGCGCACAGUCUGCAGCGGACAUUAAUGGACAGGUGGGAUUUGCUGCAUGCGACAGCCCGGGCACAACAAGCACAACCGUCCACCUCAGGUUAUAUCCAGGCUGCCUUGCAGCAGGCUGGAAUAGAGGAUGAAGACUCGAUGUUAUAAAUAUAAAUAUAUAUGUGUGUAUUAUUUUUGUAUCUCUCCAAUCUUCUUAAUCUAUUUUUAUAAUCAGGGUGCCUCACAUUGUAAAGUGUCUCAUCCGCUUCAUACAUCUCUAUUAAUUUUGUGGUAUCACACAUCAAUUGUAUUUUGCCAUGUAAAUAAAGUUACAUAAAUAAAGUAAUAACAAUUUAUCUUCAUGAACAUAAAGUGUAUCGAACAUUUAUUUACCUUCAGACAAUGGUCCUUUAGUGCUUUAUAAAUUGCUUCACAAGUUUCAGGUAUUAUUUUACUUAAUGUGCAUUGUGGAAUUCGAGUGCUGUACUGUAAGCUAGAGUAACUUUCUCCUGUAGCAAGGAAUCGUAGUGUUACAGUGAGCCUGUCUUCUGCAGAUAUAGCAGUUCUUAGGUGCGUAUUGUGUUUUGAGAUAUGAGGAAUCACUUCACUGAGAACAUACUGAAAUGUAUGCUCAUCCAU